Messenger RNA from Cutaneotrichosporon cavernicola, 435 nucleotides. RefSeq lists its product as uncharacterized. The record is from RefSeq and is a predicted model, not a curated record. Lineage: Eukaryota; Fungi; Basidiomycota; Tremellomycetes; Trichosporonales; Trichosporonaceae. Gene Ontology annotation, cellular component: nucleolus. The coding region runs from base 1 to 435 and encodes 144 amino acids. The transcript is spliced from 3 exons.
AUGAGCGACUACGCCGUGCCCCGCCCGGGCGGAUCGCUCAAGUUCAAGGGCGACAGCGACAAGAAGAAGAAGAAGAAGAAGUCGCACGCGCCAGAUGACCGCGCGCGCAAGGAGGCAGACGUCACCAUCGCGGCCGAGAGCUCGAAGCGCGGGCGUGAUUCCGACAACGAGCGUAGCGGCGACCGUGACGAGCGCCGUCGCGACCGGCGUGGGAGCGCAUCCGCGUCUGCAUCGCCCGCGCCUCCGCCGUCUGGGAGCUCGGGGAGACGAAUCACGGAGGCGGAGCGCCGGUUCGAAGAGGUGCAGCGCAAGCGUCGCGAUGAGCGGGUCAAGAAGACCGCGCACCUCUCGCACAAGGAUCGUGUAGCGCAGCUCAAUGCGCGCCUGGAUUCGAUGAGCGAGCACUACGACAUGCCUCGUAUCGGACCCGGCUAA